AUGGACUACCAUGAGCCGGACGAGCAAGAGCUCACCACCGCCGUGACCGCGAUCGCCGACGGCGGCGGCCUGGACUGGCUGGAGGACUCCAUCUCCUUGCUGUCCGCGGACGGGGAUCUCAGCGGCAGCUACGGUUGGUGGUGCGAUCCACCGCUGCUGCCGGCGCAGCAAGACGACAUUGGGAUCGUCGUCGCGCAGACGCUGCCGCCUCCCGCGGCGCUCACGACGACCGGUUCGCCCCCCACAAGCAUUGCGUCGCCGGCCCCGGCGUCGUCCAAGAAGCGCAAGUCGUCCCCGGCGUCCGGCCAUAGCGGCGGCGGCAGCCAGCGUCGGCGCGCGGAGCAGGAGAGGGAGAGGCCUGCAGGCGGCGGCGGCAAGAAGAAGGGGGGCGGUUCGGACUGCAGGGAGGCUCGGUGGGCGGAGCAGCUGCUGAGCCCGUGCGCGGUGGCCGUGGAGGCCCGGAACCUGUCGCGCGUGCAGCACCUCUUCUACGUGCUGGGCGAGCUGGCGUCCUUCUCCUCGGGCGACGCCAACCACCGCCUGGCCGCCUACGGCCUGCGCGCGCUCUCCCUCCGCCUCCCCGCCGCGGUUGGCCCCGCCGCCGCAGCCGCCGUGCGCGUCCCGGCCUUGGGCGCCGAGUGCCCGUCGUCGUUCGCGGCCGCGGAGCCCCGGGUGUUCCGCGCGUCGCUGAUCCGGUUCCACGAGGUGAGCCCCUGGUUCGCGCUCCCCAACGCGCUGGCCAACGCCGCCAUCGCCCAGCAGCUGCUGCAGGCGCCAGGCCGGCCGCUCAGCCUCGUCGACGUCGGCGUCUCGCACGGCGUGCAGUGGCCCACCCUGCUCGAGUCCCUCACCCGCCUCCCCGCCGGCCGCGCGCCGCCCUCCGUCCGCCUCACGGUCGUCUCCGCGGCAGCAGCUACACGGGCAGCGCCGUUCUCGGCGUCGCCUCCGGGGUACGACUUCGCGCCGCACCUCCUCCGCUACGCCAAGUCCAUCAACCUCGACCUCCACAUCGCCCGCGCCGGCGACUUGUCCGCCCAGCUGGGCGAGGAGGAGGCGCUCGUGGUCGUGUGCCUCCAGUUCCGCCUCGGCCACGUGGCCCCCGAGGAGCGGACGGAGGUCCUCCGGAAGGUCCGGGAUCUGAAACCGGAUCUCGUGGUUCUCUCGGAGCUGGACGUUGUGGUCGGAGGCGGCAGUGCAGGCGCGGCGGGCGAGUUCUCGGCGAGGCUGGAGCUGCUGUGGCGGUUCCUGGAGUCCACGUCGGCAGCGUUCAAGGGGAGGGACGGCGAGGACAGGCGGCUCAUGGAGGCCGAGGCGGGGGCGCCCGCGGGCAUGAUCACGGCGCCGGCGUCCGGGGAAGGGAGGGAGGCGUGGCGGGACCGCAUGAGAGCGGCGGGGUUCCAGGAAGCGGCCUUCGGGGGCGAGGCCGUGGAGUCGGCCAGGUCGCUGCUGAGGAAGUACGACAGCGGCUGGGAGAUGGCGGGAGCAGCCAGCGGAGCCGCCGCGGUGGCCUUGCGCUGGAAGGGCCAGCCGGUCUCCUUCUGCUCCUUGUGGCGCCCGGCGCCGCCGCCGUAG
Brachypodium distachyon (stiff brome) is the source of this 1572-nucleotide messenger RNA. RefSeq names its product nodulation-signaling pathway 1 protein. The transcript has a single exon. Gene Ontology annotation, molecular function: sequence-specific DNA binding; DNA-binding transcription factor activity. Lineage: Eukaryota; Viridiplantae; Streptophyta; Magnoliopsida; Poales; Poaceae. Gene Ontology annotation, cellular component: nucleus. Gene Ontology annotation, biological process: regulation of DNA-templated transcription. Bases 1 to 1572 code for a protein of 523 amino acids. The record is from RefSeq and is a predicted model, not a curated record.